Dictyostelium purpureum is the source of this 1512-nucleotide messenger RNA. RefSeq lists its product as uncharacterized. The record is from RefSeq and is a predicted model, not a curated record. NCBI's taxonomy places the organism in Eukaryota, Evosea, Eumycetozoa, Dictyosteliales, Dictyosteliaceae. The transcript has 6 exons. Bases 1 to 1512 code for a protein of 503 amino acids.
AUGAAUACAAAUAACAAUAAUACCAACAACAACAGUAAUGUAGAAAACUGGUGUAGUGGCAAAAAACCUUAUGCUAAAUGUGCUGAACAUGAACUUAAAAGAUCCUUGGAGAGACCACCAAUCAAGAAUAAAUUUUUUGUUCUAAAAAGCCAACCUCCCUUUGCUGGAAACACUCUUUAUAUAAAAUGGCCAAAUAAAUAUUCGAGUAGAUUGGAAUAUUCAAGAGAUCAGAUUUAUUGUAUAAUGAUUAUAAGCAACAACACAAACACAAACUCCAGCGCCAAUAGCAAUGGCAAUCACGGUACCCUUCCACAAAACUCAACUCCAAUUUAUUAUAACAUUUCUGCUCCAUUGUACAAUCAACAUCAAAAUGUACAAAAUGAAGAAAUUUUAAGAAGAAAACAACAUCAAGAGCAAGAAGAAAUGUUUAGAAGACAACAACAGGAGCAAGGUUUCUUACAAGAACAACAGGAGAAAAAAAGAAAGCAAGAACAGUUACAAAGGGAACAAGAGUCCAGACAACAAACACUCCCAAGAACACAAUUUCAACCUCAACAACCACCACAACCAAAACACACUGCAUCAAUCCCCAAUAUUAGAUCACUAUUUCAAAGAAUGCAGGAAUACGAGAAACAACAACAACAACAACAACAACAACCAAUGCAAUCAACAACAUACCCAACUUUUAAUCAAAAUCACUCACGUUAUACUGCUGAUAGUUUCCCAACAACCAUUCAAUCACACACACAACCACAACAAAAUUCCACAAGAGCAAGUUCUAAUAGUUACCCAACAUUUAAUAGAGAGCAAUCACGUUAUAAUGCUACUGGUAAUUCUCCAUCAGCCAAUAUACAAAAACAAUGCCCACAACAACCUUUUACACCAUCAAGGGCACAAUCAAAUACCCAGUAUUUAAUAGUGCUCAUUCUCGUUUCAAUACCGCAGGUGAACCCAACAAGCAUUCCAACUACCAACAAACAAAGUGCACAUCUACAAUCAGAUUACCCAUCAUUUAAUAAGGACCAAUCUCGUUAUAAGUGUACAGAAAAAUUAGAAGAACAAAGAUUAGAAAAGGAGCGUUUAGAAAAAGAAAAUAAUAACGAGUGCAGUAUUUGCUAUAAUAAAUUAAAUACCACCAAUGCCUCCACUAUCGAUUGUUCUCAUCAAUUUUGCUACAAAUGCAUCCAUAAAUGGUGCAAAGAAGAUAAUACUUGUCCAUUAUGUAGAGCAGAAUUUUAUCGUAUUAAAAGAGAGGGUCAAGCCGAAAGAUCAAUCAAUGAUGUUUUAUUAGAACCUGAUGAUGAUUCCGAUGAAGAAAACGAUUAUGGAUCAGAUUCCAAUUCCCAAUCUGGUCAUAAUGAUAACUCCAAUUCUGAAUUCGUAUACCACGAUGAUUACCAAAAUAAUUUUGAUCCUGAUGACUAUCUUCCAGAUGAAUAUUUUAUAAAUAAUAACAAUUUAUUUGAUAUUUCAGAAUCUGAAGAAUCUGUUGACCGUAUGGAUCUCGAUUAA